This is a messenger RNA of Drepanopeziza brunnea f. sp. 'multigermtubi' MB_m1, 2382 nucleotides long. The record is from RefSeq and is a predicted model, not a curated record. Lineage: Eukaryota; Fungi; Ascomycota; Leotiomycetes; Helotiales; Drepanopezizaceae.
AUGGCCCUCCGAAACGCCUCUCUAUGGAGGACUUUGAGAUCCUACCAGAUCUACGGAGCGAAUACCAAUGUCGGCAAAACCAUCUUGUCCACAGUCCUCUGCAAGGCCUUCGCCCGGAAGUAUCCAAGUGAAGCAAUGUGGUACCUGAAGCCCGUAUCAACCGGACCCCUAGACGAAGCCGACGACCGGCAUCUGGCUCGCUUCUCCCCCGAGACCAGAACCCACUGUCUCUUCCAAUUCGACGAAGCCGUCAGCCCUCAUAUUGCAGCGCGCUCAGCCAAGAAGCCACUCCCAGACUCGGAGAUCCAAGAGCAAGUACUGAAGCAUCUUACAUCGUGUGCACAGUCGGGACCAGGCACAAUCCUGGUGGAGACAGCCGGAGGUGUUCAUUCUCCUACACCGAGCGGAAGCUCUCAAGCAGACCUUUUCAGACCGCUGAGGCUGCCUGUGUGCUUGGUGGCCGACCAUCGACUGGGUGGCAUCUCCGCAUCCAUCUCGGCCUUCGAGUCGCUGCACAUCAGAGGCUAUGACUUAGUCCUCGUGCUGCAAUUCGAGGAGUCCAAGUACCAAAACCAUGACUACCUCACAUCUUAUUUUGAAAAGAAAGGGGUGUUGUCGCUAGCACUGCCCUUACCGCCCCCACAGGGGAAAACGCAACAAGAAGACGUCGAGCGCAUGUUGGAGUAUUACCUCAGAACCAGCGAGCUCCCCAUCGUCGACGAGACCAUCGACCUCCUCGCCGAAAAGCAUACCUCGCGUAUCCAAUCUCUCGAGACGAUGUCACGCCAGGCUCAUCAGAACAUAUGGUACCCCUUCACCCAGCACACAGACGUGUCCCCGAACACUAUCACAACCAUCGACUCUGCCUCCGGCGACUUCUUCCAAACACACGUGGCCUCCUCCUCCUCCACAGACCGGGAGACCAUCCUAGCACCCACCUUUGACGGGAGCGCAAGCUGGUGGACUCAGGGUCUCGGGCACGGCAUUCCAGAUCUCUCCCUGGCGGCAGCUUACGCAGCAGGUCGCUUCGGACACGUCAUGUUUGCCGGCACCGUCCACGAGCCGGCCCUCAAGCUCACCCAGACCCUCCUCCAGAACCUCCACAACCCCCGACUCGCCAAAGUCUUCUUCUCCGACAACGGCAGCACGGGCAUGGAGGUCGCCACGAAGAUGGCCCUGACGGCCUCCUGCGCUCGCUACGGGUGGUCCGCGCCCGAGACGCAGUCCGCUGUGGGCGUGCUCGGCUUGAAAGGGAGCUACCACGGUGACACGAUUGGCGCCAUGGACUGCUCGGAGCCGAGUCUAUAUAACGAGAAAGUGCACUGGUAUCAGGGGCGCGGGUACUGGUUUGACUUUCCGCAGGUGAAGAUGGUGAAGGGGGUGUGGCGUGUGGAGCCGCCGAAGGGCAUGGAGAAGGAAUUUGGCGAACUCGAGACGUUUGGUGAACUCGCUGAGAUCUUUGAUGUUGAGGCUCGCUUAAAGACGAGCCCGGGUCGCAAGUAUCAAACGUUUAUCGAAGAGAAGCUGAAGAAGCUUGUGAAUGAGGAGGGAAUGAGAUUUGGUGCUUUGAUUAUGGAACCCGUGAUCCUCGGAGCCGGUGGGAUGCUCUUCGCCGACCCCCUAUUCCAACACACCCUCGUGGAAGUAGUCCGCGCCAGCACCAACCUCUUUGGCACCACGGCACCCCUUACCCAAGCCGCCAACACUUGGACCGGCCUCCCCGUGAUCUUUGACGAAGUCUUCACGGGCCUAUAUCGCCUCGGCCGCUUCAGCUCCGCCUCCUUCCUCCAGGUCCAGCCCGACAUAUCCACACAUGCGAAACUGCUUACCGGCGGCCUCGUACCACUAUGUACGACGCUUGCGAGUGAAGCCAUCUACGAGGCAUUUCUUGGAAGCGAGAAGAGGGAUGCAUUGUUGCAUGGGCAUAGCUAUACUGCCCAUCCGGUGGGCUGUCAUGUUGCGAACACGAGUCUGGAUAUGAUGCUUAAGAUGGAGAAGGGGGAGAAUUGGAAGCCGUUCAGGGAUGAUUGGCAGGGUCCUGCUCUUGAAGCGGAGAGGACGGGAAGCCAGUCGCCGAGAUAUGGGAAGACUGAUGUGUGGAGCUCGUGGUCGAAAGAGUUUGUUGAGAAAGUCUCACAUCGGAAGGAGGUCGGGAGUGUUAUUGCUUUGGGAUCUGUGCUUGCUAUCAGCUUGCAGGAUGCCAAUGCUGGCUACAGUUCAACUGCCGCCACAGGUCUUCAGAAGAAGCUGUUUCAAGGGUCCGCAGAUUUUGAUGUCCAUGUAAGAGUACUUGGCAAUGUGCUUUAUCUGAUGGCAAGCCAGACUUCGAAGCUCGAGAUACUGCGAACUAUUGAGAAAAAAAUUCUAGCUGAGUUGAUAUAA